Molecule: messenger RNA, 321 nt
Organism: Miscanthus lutarioriparius
Lineage: Eukaryota; Viridiplantae; Streptophyta; Magnoliopsida; Poales; Poaceae
Source: the annotation of a GenBank genome assembly
AUGGCUGAUGAGGAGAAGAAGCACCACCACCACCUGUUCCACCGCCACAAGGACGGCGAGGAGGAGACCAGCACAGGCGAGGUGGACUACGAGAAGAAGGAGAAGCAGCACAAGCACCUGGAGCAGCUCGGCGGGCUCGGCGCCAUCGCCACCGGCGCAUACGCAAUUCACGAGAAGCACAAGGCGAAGAAGGACCCCGAGAACGCGCACGGGCACAAGGUGAAGGAGGAGGUGGCGGCGGUGGCGGCCCUGGGCGCGGCCGGGUUCGCGUUCCACGAGCAUCACCAGAAGAAGGACGCCAAGAAGCAGGGCCAGAGCUGA